AUGGAGAACACGGACUCGGGUAAAAUCAAGCUAAGGAGACAUCGGGGUUUGUGGGGAGCGCCCCAGGGCGUGGUUUGCCCUGACCUCCAGCGCGGGAGCUGGAGGCAACUUCUGAACACGUGUUUUCUGCAGAAAGGAACCCAUUAUACACCGUAUAAAAGUACCCCCUUAAUUUAUUUAACUUCUUCGGAGCUGACAGAUCAAACCACUGAAGAACACCGAGCGAAGAUUACAAAGAAUACGCCUAACCCAGGAGACCGCCUUACGAGGGCGGGGCAAGAAGCUCAGAUUGCACAUGCGCGUUGGGAGCUAGCCUGUCAAAGCGAGGCUCGCAGGAGCUGUUGCCGGCAGGUGGCGCUGGGGUGGAGCGGCCCGGGACCCCAGGCCCAGGCGAGCGUCUCCCGACGCGGGAGGCGGGGCGCGGCCUCUGCAGCCGUAGGUGACCCAGCAGGUCGGCGCUUCCGCAUAGGUGUAGAGCAGCUGGCGGUGCUCGUCGUGGCGUUGGUGGCUGCGGCGCUGAUCCUGCUUUCUUUUGUUGCAUUUCUAUAUGCUGCCAAAAUGCCAGACAUUUACUGGCAAAAAGAAGAAAAUUUCUUUUUAAAUGCAGCAGGCAAGAAAGAAACUUUACCUACUAUACAUGACUCCCCAACUAAGCAGUUAUCCAUUGUUGUGCCUUCAUAUAAUGAAGAAAAACGGUUGCCUCUGAUGAUGGAUGAAGCUCUGGAAUAUCUAGAGAUGAGACAGAAACAAGAUCCUGCAUUCACAUAUGAAGUGAUUGUGGUUGAUGAUGGCAGUAAAGACCAGACUUCACAGAUUGCUCUUAAUUAUUGCCAAAAAUAUGGAAAUGACAAAGUGCGAGUAAUAACACUGGUGAAAAAUCGUGGGAAAGGUGGAGCUAUCAAGACGGGUGUAUUCACUUCUCGAGGGAGAAAGAUCCUUAUGGCAGAUGCUGAUGGAGCCACAAAAUUUGCAGACCUUGAAAAAUUAGAAAAGGAACUUGGACAUCUACAGCCUUGGCCUGAUCAAAUGGCUAUUGCUUGUGGAUCUCGAGCACAUCUGGAGAAAGAAUCAAUAGCUCAGCGUUCCUAUUUCCGAACUCUUCUGGCAGGAUUCCACUUUCUGGUGUGGUUCCUCUGUGUGAAAGAAAUCAGAGACACACAAUGUGGGUUCAAAUUGUUAACUCGGGAAGCAGCCUUGCUGACUUUUUCAAAUUUGCACAUUGAGCGAUGGGCAUUUGAUGUAGAACUUCUUUAUAUCGCACAGUUUUUUAAAAUUCCAAUAGCGGAAGUUGCUGUCAACUGGACUGAAAUUGAAGGUUCUAAGCUGGUCCCAUUUUGGAGCUGGCUACAGAUGGGCAAAGAUCUACUUUUUAUACGACUUCAGUAUUUGACUGGUAUCUGGAAACUCGUAAACACUCGGAAAAAAAAUUAGGUUAUUUACCUUCAUUGAGGGUAUUAUUAUUAAUAUGUACCAUUGGCCAUUUCAUUUGAAAUUAAAUAUUAAACUGAGGUAACACUAUG
This is a messenger RNA of Dromiciops gliroides (monito del monte), 1520 nucleotides long. It is a transcript of the gene ALG5, whose product is annotated as ALG5 dolichyl-phosphate beta-glucosyltransferase. Lineage: Eukaryota; Metazoa; Chordata; Mammalia; Microbiotheria; Microbiotheriidae. Gene Ontology annotation, cellular component: endoplasmic reticulum membrane. The record is from RefSeq and is a predicted model, not a curated record.